CCUGCCCCCUCUCCCAACCCCGCUGUCUCACUGUCACCUUUCAGGAGCCAGUCUCUGCUCCAGUCACGGUCCCAGGCACCUUUUCCAUCAUCCUUGCCCCUGUGGCUGCCAGCUCCAAGCCCCCAAGGGAAUAUCACCACCCCACCUAGUGGCUUGGAGCCAGCUUCUCCCCUAAUUCCCCCAGCGCCUGCUCUCCGCAGGACCUCAGCUUACGGAGCCGCGGGGAGCAAAGGCGCCAAGAACCACCCGUGGCGGGCGCAGGGCGUCUUCGUCUCCUCCCUCUUCUCCCUUGGUCGCAGGGAGCCGCUUUACAUCCUAGUGGGGCAGCGGGGAGAGGAUGCCUGUUCCCGAGGGAGCCGGCAGAGCCAGCGCGUCUGUCUCGGAGAGACUCGGACCGCUGAGGAGCACGCGGCGACGGAGGGGGCCGAAGGGGUCCCGGGGUCGCGGCGCUGGGCGGGAGGCGGGGGCGCCACCUACAUCUUUCGGCUGCGUGUCGGCGAGCUGGAGCCACUGCUGGUGGCGGCCGGAGGAGGCGGGCGGGCCUACCUAGCCGCCAGGACCGAGGCUGCCCCUGAGAAACUGGAGAGCCGCUCAGCGACGCCCGGAAGCAGCGGGGGAAGCUGGGCCGUGGGGAGAGGCGGGCGUGCCUCGGAGACUGACAUCCUCUGGGUUGAUGGAGAAGAUGGGGUAUCCUUCAUACACCCCUGCAGCGAACGCUUUCUGCAGCCUCUGGCAGUCAUGGAGAGCCACAGAGAGGUAGAGAUCUGACUGCUCCUCAACUGUAGUCAUUGCCAUUGCCAGUGGCAGGCAGAGCUCUGGUUAGCCAAAUGCAUGUGCCCAGGGGGUAUGGAGCUAGCUGCAGGUAACAUUACAUGCAUGGUACAGGUAAACCUGCCCACCUCACCAGGCCCUCUGGUUCUGUUGGUGACUGUUGUGACCUCUACAUUGAGCCUCCUUAUGGUGUGUGGGGUUCUUAUUCUGGUGAACCAUAAGAAGUGGCAGGGCCUGUGGUAGAUGAGGCUGCAGGACCCUGAGCUCAAGCUGAGCUACCUUCAAACCUCCACCACCAGGACACCUCAACCGUACUACUGCCAGGUGGGGUUUAGCCCCGCCCAGCCCUGGCCUCUGCCCCCAGGACUUACAGAGGUUUCCCCAGCCAAUGUCACUCUGCUCAGAGCACUGCGCCAUGGCGCCUUGGGAGAAGUCUAUGAAGGACUGGUAAUUGGCCUUCCUGGGGACCCCAACCCCCUGCAGGUGGCUGUCAAGACCCUGCCAGAACUCUGCUCUAGUCAGGAUGAGCUGGAUUUCUCACCGCAUCAGUGACUGGGGUAUGGGCACCUCCCACACAGCACAUUCAGCCAUCAGAACAUUGUGCACUGCGUGGGGCUCAGACUCUGGACUGCCCCUCGUCUAAUUCUGCUGGAGUUGAGGUCUGGAGGGGACAUGAACAGUUUCCUGAGGAACAACCGGCCACACUUGGGCCAGCCAUCACCUCUGGCCAUGUGGGACCUGCUCCAGCUGGCUCAGGACAUAACCCAGGGCUGCCACUACCUGAAGGAAAAUCCACAGGUUGGGAGUGAUCCUGGCUCAGAGCGGGUAGGGAAGCAGGACAUUGCUGCCAGGAACUGCCUGCUGGGCUGCACUGGACUCAGCCCAGUGGCUCUGCUGCCAGUCAAGUAGAUGCCUGAAGAGGCCUUUCUGGAGGGCAUUAUUUUCAUAUCCAAGACAGACUCCUGGUCUUUCGGGGUCCUGUUCUGGGAAAUCUUCUUAUUAGGCUACAUGCCGUACCCUGGGUGCACCAACCAGGACAUACUGUACUUUGUCACUGGAGGGGGACAGAUGGGCCCUCCCAGGGGCUGCCCAGGCCUGUACUGUACCAUGACACGGUGUUGGCGGCACCAACCUCAGCUGUGCCCCUGUUUUGCCAGCAUCUUGGAGCAUCUUCAGUACUGUAUUCAGGACCCGGAUGUGCUGAAUUUAUUCCUGCCAAUGGAGCUACUGCCCACUCUGGAUGAGGAAAAGGCUUCUGGGCUGGGGAGCAGGUCUUUGGAGGGCCUAAGAUCCCCACGGGCCCAGGAACUGAAUCUGGAGAGCUUAAAGAGCUGGAUAGGGGGCCUCCUUGGCCCCUGACUGCCCUCUAGUCCCAAGACCCCAAAUCCAGGACCUCCAACCUCGGAAACUUUGGAAUCCCCCCUAUGACUCUUGGGCCCCAAGGGGCCCUGAAGGUGAGGACUCAGGCAGUGCAAUGGUUCCUCCCUGCACUCUUCCUCAGGCUUCUAGGUAGCUUGUUAUUCCAGUAGCCUCUGUCCCCUGCAGUCUGUACUGCGUGUCUGGGCCUGUCUCAGAGCUGGCCAGGCACCAGUGGACUCCCCAUCCUGGAAACCAGCCCAGGCUUCCUGGAGAAGAGCUUGGACACUCCCAGCCUUUGAUCUUUGGGACCAGAGGUUGAAAUCGCCUCCCUCAGGAAGCCUUCUCUGGAUCACCCUUCCCUCCCCCACCCAUAAGUGUCUUUCGUCUGGGCAGCCCUCAACCCUACAAAUGCCUCUAAUAAAGAGUUCUUCUCAUA
Molecule: messenger RNA, 2566 nt
Organism: Herpailurus yagouaroundi (jaguarundi)
Lineage: Eukaryota; Metazoa; Chordata; Mammalia; Carnivora; Felidae
Gene: LTK
Product: leukocyte receptor tyrosine kinase
Biological process (GO): multicellular organism development; cell surface receptor protein tyrosine kinase signaling pathway; regulation of cell population proliferation
Cellular component (GO): signaling receptor complex; plasma membrane
Molecular function (GO): ATP binding; transmembrane receptor protein tyrosine kinase activity
Source: RefSeq, a predicted model, not a curated record